AUGACUGCUGGCCGUCGCGAGGUGGCGCCAUCUUGGAUGGAGACGGCGUGUCGUCAUGGCAACCACCCUCUCGCGGACCAAUCACAGAGCGCCUCGCACCCUCGCCCGCCGCCGCGGUCGCUCGCCAAGUUGGAUUUCAAGGUGUCCAGCUGUUCCGGAGGUGGGACGGGCCCAGAGCCCACCACCUCCACGGCGUCAACCGCCGCCAACGACGCCCAACAGUUCAACAUCUUUCCCGCCAUAUUCUCCCGCCAGUUGAAUUUCCACCAUCAAAGUCCCCACGGGGGGAAGCUUAUGGAUGAGCUGAGGCCGAACCUCGGUCUUCUGGGCCUGGUGGACGACCACUCGCACUUCCAUCAUCACCACCACGACAAGAAGCCCGCCAAGACGGAGGCGCCGGACUUUGCCGCACUGUACGCUCUGCCUACAGGACUAGAUGGUCAACAACACACUCCUCCUAGGUCCUCUCAGCUACCGGACCACACAGGUGCGGAAGGAGCUUUUAAGAAGCUGAAAAACGAGCCUUUGGUUGUCGGGGGUGGACCUUCCCCUAGCGUACAACACACCCCCACCACUGCUAGUUGUCCAACCCCCGCCCGGCGACGGCAUCGAACCACCUUCACACAGGAACAGUUAGCAGAGCUAGAGGCCGCCUUUGCCAAGUCCCACUACCCAGACAUCUACUGCAGAGAGGAACUGGCGAGGACUACCAAGCUCAAUGAGGCGCGGAUACAGGUAUGGUUCCAGAAUCGGCGGGCGAAGUAUCGGAAGCAAGAGAAGCAACUGCAGAAAGCCCUCGCACCCUCAGUGUUACCAACUUGCAACGGCGCUAUGAUGAGGAACAUCUACCCUACGGCUAGCAGGGGCUACCAACCUUACCCGCACCCCAACACGAUGAACAGAUACCCUCAGAUGGGUUCCAGCUCGUACCCCAGCAUGACGCAACCCUUUACAAUGAGCCACGGAGCCGCCAACAUGUCAGGAAUGAGGCAAGAUACCAUGGGUAUGACUACAGAAGACGAGUGGUACAACAAGAGUCUGUCUGCUCUGAGGAUGAACACCAGUCAUCACCCCAACCUCGCAGCACCAAUGCUGCAGUACCAGACAUAAUGACGACUCAACUCUGACUGUACACUGCGCC
Molecule: messenger RNA, 1141 nt
Organism: Macrosteles quadrilineatus (aster leafhopper)
Lineage: Eukaryota; Metazoa; Arthropoda; Insecta; Hemiptera; Cicadellidae
Product: homeobox protein unc-42-like
Exons: 7
Coding region: 1-1110 (369 amino acids)
Biological process (GO): regulation of transcription by RNA polymerase II
Molecular function (GO): RNA polymerase II transcription regulatory region sequence-specific DNA binding; DNA-binding transcription factor activity, RNA polymerase II-specific
Source: RefSeq, a predicted model, not a curated record